AUGGCGAUCCCCGUCUCCACCGCCGCCGCGGGCUCGACCCCGGACACCGCGGGCAAGAAAUCCGCGGCGCCCGUCGGCGGCGCCGCGGCGAUCUCCGCGACGCGCUUCGCGACGUUGAUGCGUCCGAUGCUCGAAAAGACGACGCCGCUGUUCGCGCUCCUCUCGCAGACGAUCGCGACGAUCGAGCCGUACGUCAUCGCGCUCGUCGCGUACUUCAACCACCUCGCGACGAUCCUGAAGCCGUACCACCCGGAGGAGUUCCUCCCCGCGAUGUGCGGCUUCGUCCUCGUAUUUUUCGGAGGGAACUUCUUCACGCUCUGCGCGGCCGUGGAGGCGUACCGUCUCAUCGGCUUCGACGACACGAAGAUCGCGCUGAAGAAGCUGAAGCACUCCUACGACGUCGCGAUGGCGGCGUCGAAGAAGGACGACGAAGUCGACGCGGACGGCGACGGCGUCGCGGACGUGAAGCAGAUCGACGCGAGGGCGCUCGCGGUUCGAAAAGCCGCCGUCGUCGCGAAAGCCGUGGACCCGGACCUCGUGACCGACGCGCUCGUCGCCAUCAACGGCGGGCUGAUGGCCGUCGUCGCGACGCUGCGCGUGCGCUUCGCCGCGUGCGUCACGAUCGGCUCCACGGUGGGCGAGAUGGCGCACAACGCGGUGCAAACGCACGCGGAGCCGGCGCUCCUGGAGCUCACGCCGUCGGAGUACAAGAAGUGGGUCCCGUGCGGGCUCCGGUACGGCUGCCAGCUGUGCGGCUUCGUCAUCGCGUGGUUCCUUCAGAUGUCCAUAAGCGCGUUCCACAGCGCGACGAGAGGCGCGCAGAUGUUCGCGAGAGGGUCGCUGACGUACGCCACGAGGCGGGGGUAUCUGAACCCGACGGCGAUCGACGAGAAGGGGCGGGUGUUCAACGCGUGCGUCUUCGCGCUCGCGUUCGUCGGGUUUUGGUCGCAGUUUUGGUCCGGGUACUCGCUGCCGUUCCCGCUGAACAUUCUGUUGCUGCCCGUGACGUUCGCGGAGUACGCGAUGCGGUUCGUCGUGUUCAUGCUCGGGUGA
Molecule: messenger RNA, 1053 nt
Organism: Micromonas pusilla CCMP1545
Lineage: Eukaryota; Viridiplantae; Chlorophyta; Mamiellophyceae; Mamiellales; Mamiellaceae
Exons: 1
Coding region: 1-1053 (350 amino acids)
Source: RefSeq, a predicted model, not a curated record